AUGUGGGUGGUGCAGCUGCCGCAGAAACACGGUGCUGCCCGCCUCUGCUCACUGCAGGUGUUCGACGUGCAGAGGAAGGUGACCUUCAGAAACCUGGGUACCUGGUACGCAGAGCUUCGGGACUUCAGGCCGGAGAUCCCUUGUGUCCUGGUGGCCAAUAAAAUCGACGACAUAAAGAUGACCCAAAAAAGCUUCAGCUUUGCCAGGAAGUUCUCCCUGCCCCUGUACUUUGUCUCGGCUGCGGACGGCACCAACGUGGUCAAGCUCUUCAAUGAUGCGAUUCGAUUGGCUGUGUCUUAUAAGCAGAAUUCCCGGGACUUCAUGGGUGAGGUUUUGCAGGAGCUCGAGAACAUUGAUUUGGAGCCAGAGGAGGAGGAGCACAGGCCCGGCCAAGAGCAAGAGCAGCUUGGCCGCCCCGAGAGCCCGGCCCCCUCCUGAGGCCCAGAAGGAGGUCCCUCCCACCCUCCGGCAGCCCCCCAGCCUGCCCGGGACACCAGCCUUUCCACCGUGAGCCCCUCCUGUACUUCAGGCCGAGAGGGGCCGGCCCCAGCAAGCACCCUGGACACAGGGAAGAGGUCCGCCCCAGGCCCGAGGCAGGAUGAGGGACUGCUGCCUCCCCCCAGGGUCACUCGACAGGGGCUCAGGGAGCGUGCUGGGUGUGUGUCUCAGAUGAAAGGAGACUCGGGCCGCUGUUUUGUCUCCCAGAACUGACCUCAGGGCCUCUUUGUUGCGUGGCCACCGAGGGCGUGACUUCUACCCCUGACUGCCCAUUCCCAUCGCUGCAGA
Molecule: messenger RNA, 786 nt
Organism: Artibeus jamaicensis (Jamaican fruit-eating bat)
Lineage: Eukaryota; Metazoa; Chordata; Mammalia; Chiroptera; Phyllostomidae
Product: rab-like protein 2B
Exons: 5
Coding region: 1-438 (145 amino acids)
Cellular component (GO): endosome; Golgi apparatus
Molecular function (GO): GTP binding; GTPase activity
Source: RefSeq, a predicted model, not a curated record